Molecule: messenger RNA, 1256 nt
Organism: Meleagris gallopavo (turkey)
Lineage: Eukaryota; Metazoa; Chordata; Aves; Galliformes; Phasianidae
Gene: GPR37
Product: G protein-coupled receptor 37
Biological process (GO): adenylate cyclase-inhibiting G protein-coupled receptor signaling pathway; positive regulation of MAPK cascade
Cellular component (GO): plasma membrane; signaling receptor complex
Molecular function (GO): prosaposin receptor activity; G protein-coupled peptide receptor activity
Source: RefSeq, a predicted model, not a curated record
CCGCGGCGAGAGCGCCGCCGGGGCCGCGGCAACGGUACGGGGCGCCGAGCCCGGCUCCGGAACCCCUUCUAUCCGCUGACAGAGGAGUCGUACGGCGCCUACGCCGUCAUGUGCCUCUCCGUGGUGAUCUUCGGCAUCGGCAUCAUGGGCAACAUGGCAGUGAUGUGCAUCGUCUGCCACAACUACUACAUGCGGAGCAUCUCCAACUCCCUGCUGGCCAACCUGGCCUUCUGGGACUUCCUCAUCGUCUUCUUCUGCCUGCCGCUGGUCAUCUUCCAGGAGCUUACCAAGAAGUGGCUCCUAGAGGACUUCUCCUGCAAAAUCGUCCCUUACAUCGAGGUGGCCUCCCUCGGAGUCACCACGUUCACGCUUUGCGCACUCUGCAUCGACCGGUUCCGCGCUGCCACCAACGUGCAGAUGUAUUAUGAGAUGAUUGAGAACUGCACCUCGACGACAGCCAAGCUGGCCGUCAUUUGGGUGGGGGCCCUGCUGCUGGCACUGCCGGAGGUGGUGCUGCGCCAGCUGACCAAGGAGGACCCCGAGUACAGCGGCAGCCCGCCCGGGGAGCGCUGCGUGGUGAAGAUUUCUACCGCACUGCCUGACACCAUCUAUGUGCUGGCUCUUACGUAUGAUGGGGCAAGACUCUGGUGGUACUUUGGCUGCUAUUUUUGUUUGCCAACUCUUUUCACUAUUACCUGCUCCCUGGUGACAGCAAGGAAAAUCAGGAGGGCGGAAAAGGCUUGCACAAGAGGGAACAAGCGACAAAUUCAGCUGGAAAGUCAGAUGAACUGCACAGUGGUGGCUUUGACCAUUUUAUAUGGGUUUUGCAUAAUUCCUGAAAACAUCUGCAACAUCGUGACUGCCUACAUGGCCACAGGGGUCUCUCGGCAGACUAUGGAUCUCCUCCAUCUCAUUAGCCAGUUUCUCUUGUUCUUUAAAUCCUGUGUUACACCAGUCCUCCUUUUCUGUCUCUGUAAACCUUUUAGCCGGGCCUUUAUGGAGUGUUGCUGUUGCUGCUGUGAUGAAUGCAUCCAGAAAUCUUCAACGGUGACAAGCGAUGACAACGACAAUGAGUACACCACAGAGCUGGAGCUCUCCCCAUUCAGCACCAUCCGCCGCGAGAUGUCUACUUUCGCCUCUGUGGGGACUCACUGUUAAUCGACAUUAGGGCUUCAUUUUUUUGUAUCUUUUUUCUUUCUUUCUUCUUUCUUUUCUUCCCUGAAACUUCAUAUUUUUCUAUCUGGAAGAAAAGUAUA